Lotus japonicus is the source of this 2554-nucleotide messenger RNA. Its product is annotated as pentatricopeptide repeat-containing protein At2g38420, mitochondrial. The record is from RefSeq and is a predicted model, not a curated record. The transcript is spliced from 2 exons. Gene Ontology annotation, molecular function: protein binding. The coding region runs from base 127 to 1635 and encodes 502 amino acids. NCBI's taxonomy places the organism in Eukaryota, Viridiplantae, Streptophyta, Magnoliopsida, Fabales, Fabaceae.
GUAUAAUCCUAUGAUUUUACCUCAGCCAAUUUCAACCUAAGGUUUUGAUUUAUCUUCAGAACUCACUCAAUCCCAAUCCCCAAAAAUUCAAUCUCUCUAGUUUCUCUGCUCCUCAUCAUAUCCAAAAUGGUGAGACACCCUUUAUCCAAAACUGCCAACAAAUACCUCAGAAAAUUCAGAAAAUGGCCACACUCUCCUUACAAGACCUCAUGGCACCACAACUUUGGUGAACAACAAGCUAUGAACAUUCUCAUAAAACAAGCAGCAACCAUUGAAACAUGUUCCUCUUCCUCCCAACAAAUCCAAACACAGAACAACAACCCUUUUCUCCUUUCUACUCUCAUUGACUCCUUCAAAUCUUAUAGCUGUGACCCAACUCCAAAUGCUUACUACUUUCUCAUCAAAACCUUAGUCAACACCUCCCAUUUGCAGGACAUUCCUCCUGUUCUCGACCACCUUGAACGCGUGGAGAAGUUUGAAACACCUGAGUUCAUCUUUGUGUACCUUAUUAGAUUCUAUGGUCUUGCUGAUAGGAUCCAAGAUGCUGUUGAUUUGUUCUUCAGAAUCCCCAGGUUCAGGUGCACACCAACUGUUUGUUCUUUGAACUUGUUGCUGUCAUUGCUUUGUAGGAAGAGGGAGUGCCUCAGAAUGGUUCCCCAGAUCUUGUUAAAGAGCCAGCACAUGAAAAUUCGCAUUGAGGAGUCGACUUUUCGGGUUUUGAUCAGUGCCUUGUGCAGAAUUAGGAGAGUGGAUUAUGCUGUUAAGAUACUGAAUUGUAUGAUAGAGGAUGGUUUUGGUUUGGAUGGGAAGAUAUGUUCGUUGAUAAUAUCAUCAUUGUGUGAACAAAAUGAUGUGACUAGUGCUGAGGCUUUGGUUGUUUGGGGAGACAUGAGGAAACUGGGGUUUUGUCCUGGGGUAAUGGAUUUUACGGAUAUGAUUAGGUUCUUGGUGAAGGAAGAGAGGGGUAUGGAUGCUUUGUAUAUUCUGAACCAGAUGAAACAAGAUGGAAUAAAGCCUGAUGUUGUUUGUUAUACUAUCGUUUUGAGUGGCAUUGUUGCGGAAGGGGAUUAUGUGAAGCUAGAUGAACUAUUUGAUGAAAUGCUUGUAUUGGGACUCAUUCCUGAUGUUUACACUUACAAUGUGUAUAUAAAUGGUUUGUGUAAGCAGAAUAAAGUGGAUGAGGCUAUUCAGAUUGUUGAUUCUAUGAUCAAGCUAGGAUGCAAACCAAAUGUGGUUACUUGCAAUACUUUACUGGGUGCUCUCUGUGAGGCCGGAGAUUUAAGUAAGGCUAAGGGGGUAAUGAAGGAGAUGGGGUUGAAAGGUGUUGAGCUCAACUUGCAUACAUACAGGAUCAUGCUUGAUGGUUUGGUUGGUAAAGCUGAGAUUGGUGAAGCAUCUCUUUUGUUGGAGGAAAUGUUGAAGAAGUGUUUUUAUCCUAGAUCUUCAACAUUUGAUAAUAUCAUAUGUUGCAUGUGCCAAAAGGGCUUAAUUAACGAAGCACUAGAAUUGAUGAAGAAAAUUGUUGCAAAAAGUUUUGCUCCAGGAGCCAGGGCCUGGGAAGCUCUGCUUCUUCAUUCGGGAUCUGAUCUCACAUAUUCAGAAACCACGUUUGCUGGCUUGUUCAACCAAAAUUAAUCCCUAUUGGGAAGAUGAACAACUUCAUAAUUUGGCGCUGUGAAUGCAAUCAUCCUGCAGCUGAAAGAGAGGAUUCUGCUUGCUGGGCUCUUGAUAGCUGUGGGUUUUUUUCUGUAAAAUCUAUACUCUGAUGGAACUAAAAGUGUUUGGGGCGGUUGAUUUGAAAAUGGCAAAAUGCACAGGUACAUUAAGAAAAAGUUUCCACCAAAAGUGUCCCUAUUUGUGUGAUGGCUAGACAAAGUAAGAUGCCUUCAAAGCAGAAUCUUAGUGUUCGAGAAGUGAAUCUUGAAGAUGGGUACUUUUGUAGUAUUUGCAAGGCUGAUGCUGAAUCGGUUGAUCAUCUACCUCCAUUGCUAUCAAAGCUGGCUGGUAUGGACCGAAGCAAUUGAGAGAGGGAAAAGUUUCUUGGGUGUGUCCAGCUUCCAUUGAAGUGCUACUUGUGGAUUGAGUUUCAAUGACUCAUUGUUUUGAUCAUACUGUUUGGAACUUAAUUCCCUACUCAAUUUGCUGGGCAAUUUGGAUGGAGAGGAAUGAGCUUAUUUUCAUUAGUGUUCCUUUCAAUACAGCUAAGGACUGGUCUGGUGGAUUAAAGUAAAAUGGAGAACUAUCCCUAUUAAUUUUCGCAAGCUCAUGAAAAUGUUGAAAAAGUAAAAUUGUCGCUCCCUACAAAGAAGCUACGACAUGCUAUCUGGAUAUUGGUGGUGUACUCUGGAACAGGAAGAACUGUGGUGGGGUGUUUUUGGCAUCAAAUGAGCCAACAAAGCAGAGGUGCUUGCUAUUUUGAAUUCAUUACAUUUUGUAUUGAGUUUAGUUCUCCAACAUUAUCAUCGAAUGUGACUCAUCACCAGCGGUUGGAUGUGUGAAUAACCCCUCUAAAGAGGGCAUGGAAACUUAUCAAUCAAUUAAAUCUCAUUCAAUA